UCCACAUGGUUCUCUACUCUGUCGCCCAUAUCUCGACGACCAAUCGCGCUAGGCUCCCGCUCACAGUCACGGCCAGCAUCGACAAAUCUAGACCAUGCCUCGCCUCGCUUGCGACCAGCUCUGUGCUCACGCUCCUUCGAUCACGCGCCUGCUGGCUUCGUCGCUGCGCAAGUGCGGCGCGCAAACCCAUCGUACUGCAUAGUCGCUGCGUGGCACAGCUAUGCGAACAUGCCCUCAGUCCCUGGCUAGCAGACGAGGUCCUGGGCCUCUGAGCUGAGCAGGCUCCUCGGGUGGUUUGAUUUGCAUUCCUUGACUUCAUCCCAAGGUCCCCGUCACCCAGGCGGAGCCGGGCAGAUGGAGGCUGAAGCUGUCUAUAACAGGCAAGAGGAUGGUGGAAAGUUGGUAGCCGGGCGACGGCGGCAUUUCUAUGCCUGUGGAGUGACGAUAACGGCAGUUGUAUAAUUUCGACAGCCCGGACACUUCUGGCAACAUACAAAUAAGGCGCCGUACCUCUCCCCUCGUGGUCGCGCAACGCUACUACCUGUGUCACUGUCUCUCACUUAGGAUGGACAAUAUUCGUUUCUACAAUGGCCCAGAGCGUGGGCUUCCUGCACGCCUGCAGCCGAUCUCCUUGCCUCAGAAUCAGGAAGAACUUUUCGUCUCUCUGCAGACUGCGGACCUUCCACCUCUCGGCCCUUUCGAAACGCCUAACCCCUCGCGCGAGGCCGCGCAGCACGCUUGUGUGUCUCCAGAAGCGUUGUCGCUUGUGCGCACACCUUCAGCUGCGGAGACCACAGGUGCACUCUCACAGCCUGCGCCUGUGCACUACGAAGAGACUGCCAGCACCUCAAGCGUCGCGCACCCUUUGGGCCGAGUGCGAGCUGCAAGGCCGUCGUUGAGCUCUUGGCAGGACCGCCGACGUCGUCCACGUGUACGGAAGCAAUCACAGACCGAUACAACAGUCUCAUCUGCUAGGCUCCAGCAACUCACUCAUUCCCUGCAGUGCGCUCUAAACUGUCCCAAAGUACCGUUCUGGGAGGUGGAUCGAAUCGUCGACCGCCAUAUGUGGGAUGGGAAGACUUUCUACAAAGUCCGCUGGGAAGAUACCUGGGAACCUGCCGAAAACUUGGAGGUAACUGCUGCUGAUGCCGUUACUAAGUGGGAACAGGACAACAUGCCUCUGUAAAUAACUAGUCUAUCCGCUCGAUCAUAGUCAUUCAUUCAGUUCACC
This is a messenger RNA of Pseudocercospora fijiensis CIRAD86, 1231 nucleotides long. RefSeq lists its product as uncharacterized. The record is from RefSeq and is a predicted model, not a curated record. NCBI's taxonomy places the organism in Eukaryota, Fungi, Ascomycota, Dothideomycetes, Mycosphaerellales, Mycosphaerellaceae. The coding region runs from base 566 to 1186 and encodes 206 amino acids. The transcript is spliced from 2 exons.